Molecule: messenger RNA, 665 nt
Organism: Populus nigra (black poplar)
Lineage: Eukaryota; Viridiplantae; Streptophyta; Magnoliopsida; Malpighiales; Salicaceae
Product: photosystem I reaction center subunit V, chloroplastic-like
Exons: 1
Coding region: 96-575 (159 amino acids)
Biological process (GO): photosynthesis
Cellular component (GO): photosystem I; chloroplast thylakoid membrane
Source: RefSeq, a predicted model, not a curated record
UACACCACCACUAGCGGGAUAUAUGAUCUUUAUGAAGCAAAGCACGAUCUCAUCAUCUCAAAACCUAUCUUCAACUCACAAGGCAGGCACCAGCAAUGGCAACCUUUAGCUUGCUUCCCACACCCACCAUCCAAAAACACCACCACAACCUCACCCCAUCCAACAUCUCAUUCCAAGGCCUUAGACCCCUCACCAAGGCCAAAACCGCCUCCCUCUCCAAGAACACCCUCACUGCACCAAAAAGGAGCUUAGCUGUGAAAGCAGAGCUUAACCCAUCAUUGGUCAUAAGCUUGAGCACAGGGGUAUCACUCUUUUUGGGAAGGUUUGUGUUCUUUAACUUCCAAAGGGAGAACGUGGCAAAACAAGUGCCUGAGCAGAAUGGUUUGACUCAUUUUGAGGCAGGAGAUGAGCGUGCCAAGGAAUAUGUUAGCCUCCUGAAAUCAAAUGAUCCAGUUGGUUUCAACAUUGUUGAUGUCCUUGCUUGGGGAUCCAUUGGCCAUAUUGUUGCCUACUACAUCUUGGCCACAGCCAGCAAUGGCUAUGACUGGGACCCCAGCUUCCCAUGUUGCUUUUAGAUCAUAUCACCAUUUCUUUAAUCGAUUGUGCUUCACUUGUGUAAACCUUGUAUAGUGGUAGUGGUUUAUUAAAGAGGCUUCUUUCUUCUC